AUGGCUAGUGGCAGAAGUAGACGUGAUCCUGCAUGGGAGCACGGAGAACAAAUCCCUGAUAACAAAAAUGGCAGCAUAUGCAAAUAUUGUGGGGUUACGAUGAAAAGUGGUGGAGUACCACGUCUUAAAUACCAUCUCAGUGGACUUGAUCCAGGAAACAAUGUGCAACGAUGUGAGGCCGUUCCAACAGAAGUAAAGAAUUUCAUCAAAACCUUAUUGAUGAAUAAACAAAAAAAUAAAACACAAAAAGCACAUAUAAUGGAAGAGAUUCGAGCAGAGCUUCGUGGAGACAUAAUUGACUCACAAGAUGAUAGCGACGAUGAGGUGUAUGAUGAUGAUGACAUGGGUCCUGAGGAACGAGCAGCCUUUCAACAAGCAAUUCGUAACUCCAGACAAGCACAAUGGGAAAGGGAACACCUCCACAAAGUUCCUAACAGAGGACAAUCUUCUGGGUCUAGUAGAGGCACACCUAUGCAACGAGCAUCAAGUUCCAGAGAAUCACGACCAAUGCAACCGUUGGCACCAAAUCUUAGCAAAUCAUUCCAAGCCCGCCAAAAGAGUAUUAAAAAUCUCUUUUCAAAAGGUUCUGUAAAGGAGGUAAUGGGUCGUUUGAUCGCAAAGUUUUUCAUCCAUGGUAAUAUUCCUGCAGAGAAAGCAGCAUGUCCUCAUUAUCAAAAUAUGGUGAUCGGAAUCCAAAGAGCAGGAGAAGGAGUUCAACCCCCCACACCUUAUGAGAAAAGGAACAAGUAUUUGGAUAUGGAGUUCAAAGACAUUUCUGAAUAUGUCAACACCUUGAGGGCAACAUGGGAGACUUAUGGAUGCACGAUCAUGUGCGAUGGAUGGUCAGGGCCAACUAGAUUGUCCAUCAUAAAUUUCAUGGUCUACUCCAAAGGUACCAUUGUUUUUCUCAAGUCAGUUGAUUCUUCUGGUGAGAAAAAAGAGCAUCACUAUAUAUACAAACUUUUGAAGGAAGUUGUCCGAGAGGUUGGAGAGCACAAUGUGGUUCAAGUGGUGACUGACAAUGCUGCUAAUUAUGUUAAAGCUGGUAAGAAGUUGAUGAAACACCAUAAUAUUUAUUGGACUUCUUGUGCAGCUCACUGCAUUGAUCUCAUGUUCGAAGAAAUGGGGAAGAAAGAACAAAUUGCAAAGGUGAUUGACAAAGGUAAAAUUAUUUCAAAAUACAUUUACAAUCAUAAUUUGUUGUUGAGCAAGAUGCGGGAUUUUUGUAAAGGAGAAAUUAUUCGUGCCGCACCAACUCGAUUCGCAACCAACUUCAUUUCAUUGGAAAGCUUGGUCAAGAAGAAGUCAGGAUUGAAGCAAUUGUUUUCAAGUGAUUGGUGGACCAAUAGUAAUUUUAGUCGCACUGAUCAUGGUCGCAUUGUUGAAGAUAUUAUAUUUGAUCAAGUAUUUUGGAAUCAAGCAGAAAAUGUGUGUCAAAUAUCUGAGCCGCUUUAUAAAGUAUUACGCGUUGUCGACCCAGAAGUCUAUCCAACCAUGGGUGCUAUUUAUGAGCUGAUGCGUGUAGUGAAGCAAGAGUUAGAAAGAAAGCAUGGAGCAAAAUGGGUAGUAAAAAUUAUCAAUGAUCGGUGGUGCAAAACAUUAUGGCAUGAUUUACAUUCAGCAGGUUAUUACUUGAAUCCUCGAUACAAUUAUAGACCAGGCGUCGGAGAUGAUUGUAUGCUUAUUGAAGCUGUGCAUAAAGUUUUUUCUAAAUUGGACCCUAACUCUCCAACAAUAGGUCAAUUCGGAAAAGAGCUUACCUAUUUUAAAGAUGCAAAACUAAAUUUUGGCACGCCAACAGCAAUUGCAGCCAGAACAGAGAUGUCUCCCACCGAUUGGUGGGUAAUGUAUGGAAGUAGUGCACCUACUGUGAGAAAGUUAGCUAUUAAAGUAUUAUCACAAACAGCAUCGGCAUCUGCCUGUGAAAGGAAUUGGAGCACAUUUGCACUAAUUCAUACUAAGCAAAGAAACAAGUUGGGAUAUGGUAGGCUACAGAAAUUGGUAUUCUGCUAUUACAACAUGAGGCUUAAAAUUCGAGACAGAGAAGCUGCGCAUUCUCAGAUGGAACAAAAAGAUCCAUUGGAUGUCUUUGAUAUUGGUACUGAGUUUGAUGACGAAGAGAAGCAAGUAAUUCAAGAAGAGGUUAUAGGACCUGAUAGAGAAUCUAUUGAAGCUUUAGUAGGCCGAUCUAAUCUUUUACCUCGAUCCUCUCGCAGGGAGUCUCAUGGCUCACAUAUUCCUUCAAGGACAAAUGAUAGCUCUAGCACAAGAUCAGGAGGCUCAUCAAGCAUCAGAGGUGGAGAUAGUGGAAGUUACAGCGGAGGUGGAGGUGAUGAUAGAGUUGGAGGUUAUAAUGGAAGUCAAAUUGGUCACAUGAGCCCAUUUACUGGUGAGCCAAACUUCACACAUGCAACACAAGAUGAAGAUCAUGGGAGUAGGAGAGCAGGAUCGGGUAUUGGUGCUAUAGGAAAACACUAUACACCAAGGGAAAGAGGUCAAGGAAGCAUGUCAAGGCAUGAAGAUGAUUCUUUAUCUCCCACUUUUGAUUCAUUUGGUGUGGGAGGAAGCAAUUAUGGACCUUACUCUUAUGGGCAAAACUUGGCAAUGCCUUACCUAGCAUACAUGACACCUUAUGGGAUGCAAUCAAGUGACAACUCAUGGACACAAUCUGAAGGACAAUCUUCAAAUGAUUAUGGUUAUGGCCAAAGUCGAGCAAUGCAUGAUCCCUACUAUAACUACCAGCACCAAAACCCACAGCCAAUCCCCCCGGACCCAUAUGGUUGGCAUGUAAGUCAAUACAUGCAAAACUACAGAGGGGAGGUAUCAUUUAAUGACUAUUCUUCACAAUACACUCAAGACUCUACAUAUAGAGAUGAUGAAGAUAGUGAAGAUUUUGUACCUCAUAGGUCUUCUACGUGGUUCUAA
This is a messenger RNA of Rosa chinensis, 2925 nucleotides long. RefSeq lists its product as uncharacterized. The transcript has 5 exons. Lineage: Eukaryota; Viridiplantae; Streptophyta; Magnoliopsida; Rosales; Rosaceae. Gene Ontology annotation, molecular function: DNA binding; protein dimerization activity. The coding region runs from base 1 to 2925 and encodes 974 amino acids. The record is from RefSeq and is a predicted model, not a curated record.